Molecule: messenger RNA, 19085 nt
Organism: Parus major (Great Tit)
Lineage: Eukaryota; Metazoa; Chordata; Aves; Passeriformes; Paridae
Gene: PTCHD4
Product: patched domain containing 4
Exons: 3
Coding region: 144-2858 (904 amino acids)
Cellular component (GO): membrane
Source: RefSeq, a predicted model, not a curated record
ACCCGCACGCACACACACACACCCCAUUGAUCAAUAUUUGGCUGUCUUGCUGCAACUUGCUGCAGUCUUUUAAAGGAGUAGUAGAGAGAGAGGGAGAGAGAAAGGGAAACUGGCAGGAAGGGGUAAGGAGCUACACAUGUCACAUGUGCUUUCUAAGACGGCCAGGAGCAUCUGCAGGCUGGAUCUGGUGGAGGAUGCUGCGGCAGGUGAUACACAGAGGGCUCCAGUCGUUUUUCUACAAGCUGGGCUUAUUCGUGAGCAGGCAUCCGGUGUUUUUCCUCACUGUGCCCGCAGUCCUGACCAUCAUCUUCGGCUUCAGCCUGCUCAGCCGCUUCCAGCCUGACACUGACCUGGAGAGCCUGGUAGCCCCCAGCCACAGCCUGGCCAAGAUCGAGAGGAGCUUAGCCAGCAGCCUUUUCUCCCUCGAUCAAUCCAAAAGCCAGCUGUAUUCGGACUUGCACACCCCGGGGAGGUAUGGCAGGGUGAUUCUCCUCUCCAAACCCGGAGGCAAUAUUUUGCAUCAGGCUGAUGUGAUCCUGCAGAUCCACCGAGCCGUGCUGGAAAUGAAGGUGAACUACAAAGGCUAUAAUUAUACUUUUUCCCAUCUGUGUGUGUUGAGAAAUCAGGAUAAGAAAUGCGUGCUGGAUGAUAUUAUUUCAGUGCUAGAGGAUCUGAGGCAGGCUGCCCUCUCCAAUAAGACAACAGCCAGGGUGCAAGUGAGCUAUCCCAACACUAAAUUAAAGGAUGGAAGGAGAAGUUUCAUUGGCCACCAGCUUGGAGGGGUUAUGGAAGUGCCAAACAGCAAGGACCAGAGAGUCAAAUCAGCCAGAGCCAUCCAAAUCACUUACUACCUCCAAACAUAUGGCUCUGUCACCCAGGACCUCAUUGGGGAGAAGUGGGAGAGCGAAUUCUGUAAACUGAUGCACAAGAUGCAGCUGGAUCACCAGGAUCUGCAGCUCUACUCACUAGCAUCCUUUAGCCUCUGGAAGGACUUCCACCAGACCAGUCUCUUGGCCAGGGGCAAGAUUUUGGUGAGCCUGAUGCUGAUUCUCCUGACUGCUACCCUCUCAAGCUCCAUGAAGGACUGCCUGCGUAGCAAACCUUUCCUGGGACUCCUGGGAGUACUCACUAUCUGUAUUUCCAGUGUCACUGCGGCAGGGAUAUUUUUCAUUACUGAUGGAAAAUAUAAUUCUACUCUGUUGGGAAUCCCUUUCUUCGCUAUGGGUCAUGGAACCAAAGGAGUGUUUGAGCUUCUUUCAGGAUGGCGUCGGACCAGAGAGAAUCUGCCAUUCAAGGACCGAGUAGCAGAUGCCUACUCAGAUGUCAUGGUCUCCUACACGAUGACAAGUUCCUUGUAUUUCAUAGCCUUUGGCAUGGGGGCAAGCCCUUUCACCAACAUCGAAGCUGUAAAAGUCUUCUGCCAGAACAUGUGUGUCUCCAUCCUGUUGAACUACUUCUACAUCUUCUCUUUCUUUGGCUCCUGCCUGGUCUUUGCUGGCCAGCUGGAGCAGAACCGGUACCACAGCAUCUUCUGCUGUAAAAUCCCCUCGGCAGAAUACCUGGACCGGAAACCUGUGUGGUUCCAGACCAUGAUGAAUGAUGGCCAUCAGCACACUUCUCACCACGAGACCAACCCGUACCAGCACCACUUUAUCCAGCAUUUCCUCCGAGAGCACUACAACGAGUGGAUUACCAACAUCUACGUCAAGCCAUUUGUGGUGAUACUGUAUCUCAUCUAUGCCUCUUUCUCCUUUAUGGGGUGCUUACAGAUUAAUGACGGAGCCAACAUCAUCAACCUCCUUGCCAGUGAGUCCCCAAGCGUCUCCUAUGCCCUCAUACAGCAAAAGUAUUUCAGCAAUUACAGCCCAGUGAUAGGCUUCUACAUCUAUGAGCCUCUGGAGUACUGGAAUGGUACUGUGCAAGAAGACCUAAAAACACUCAGCCAGGGGUUCAACACCGUGUCCUGGAUCGAACAGUAUUACCAAUACCUUCGAGUGGGUAACAUCAGUGCAACCAACAAAAGUGACUUUAUCAGCAUCCUCCAGAGCUCCUUUUUAAAAAAGCCAGAAUUCCAGCACUUCAAAAAUGACAUCAUUUUCUCCAAAGCUGGAGAUGAGAACAACAUAAUUGCUUCUCGUUUGUACCUUGUGGCCAGGACUAGUGAAAACACACAAAGGGAAGCGGUGGAAUUGCUGGAGAAGCUGAGGCCACUUUCUCUUAUACAGAGCAUCAAAUUCAUUGUGUUCAACCCUACUUUUGUUUUCAUGGACCACUAUGGUUUGUCAGUAACUAUGCCUGUCCUGAUUUCUGGUUUUGGCAUCCUGCUGGUGUUAAUACUGACCUUUUUCCUGGUUAUCCAUCCUCUGGGAAAUUUCUGGUUAAUUCUCAGUGUCACCUCAAUAGAGCUGGGUGUCCUUGGCCUGAUGACCUUAUGGAAUGUAGACAUGGAUUGCAUUUCUAUACUGUGCCUUAUCUACACUUUGAAUUUUGCCAUAGAUCACUGUGCACCCCUGCUUUAUACAUUUGUAUUAGCUACUGAGCACACCCGAACUCAGUGUAUAAAGAACUCCCUCCAAGAGCAUGGGACAGCCAUUUUGCAGAACGUUUCCUCCUUUCUUAUCGGGUUGGUUCCCCUUCUCUUUGUGCCUUCAAACUUGACCUUCACACUGUUCAAAUGCUUGCUGCUUGCCGGCAGUUGCACACUUCUGCACUGUUUUGUUAUUUUGCCCGUCUUUCUAACCUUUUUUCCACCUUCCAAAAAGCACCACAAGAAAAAGAAACGGGCCAAAAGGAAGGAACGAGAAGAGAUCGAAUGCAUAGAGAUUCAGGAGAAUCCUGAUCAUGUUACAGCAGUCUGAAAGGCUUAGAAAAAUAUAAUAGUAUAUUCUCUUUUUAAAAAAGCGUUGCACAGAGAUGCAGGGAAAAUAGAGCAAAGAUCUCAGCUGCUUGUGCUGGCCAAGUCUGACAAGGCAAAGGAAGAUCAAGAAGGGGUAUUCAUGACACCUCAAGGUGCAAACUUUUUUUUAACAAAAAUAAUGAAAGUGAAAUAAUCUCAAAUGUUUCCUUUGAAUCCUCAUUCUUCACUAGGGAAGAGUCUGUUGGCCAUUAAAAGUGUUCCUGAGCCUCAAACUGCAGCUCUAAUGGGAAUUGCUUAAUAUGUCAUAUGCAAGACUAAAGCUAGGGUGAAAAGAAGAGUUACCAUUAAGUAAACACUAGGGGAAAAGGCAGAUUUGUUUGAAAAAUUGUCCAUGGAAGAGAACUAAACAAUAUUUCAAAUGAGAAAAGGUUAGAAGACCAAGAGAGAUUGAAAAUGUCAUGGUAAUUUUUUAUUUUCUUGAGCAAGUUAGAUAAGAUGAAACCUAUGCACUUGGGAAGUAAAUGUUUAAAACUAUCUAAGCCAAAGUACUUCCCAAAUCCAGUAUACCUUGUAUAUCUGUAACACCACAAUUAGAGCAUUGCAAAUAUGGAUGGCAAAGGGAUAGAGGAGAAGAAAUUUAUACAGGAGAAGAAAUAAUAACAGCCAUUUGGAAAUCUAACACUUAGUUCCUUUAAAUGUGACGUAUCACCAUUUUCCCAGGAGGUCACAGUUGGUAGUUAAUACUAUACACAUAUUUUGUAAUUUAUAAAUUAUAAAUUUCCCCUUGAAUUAACAGAUCUCACAAAACUAACUGAGGCCAUCGUCACUGCAGCACUGUUUGCAGUUUCUGCAGUGUAACACUUCUGAAUCCUAAUUUAUCGGUGUUGACAUUAAAUACUGAAUAUUAAUCAAGCAGGCGCUUUGCACGUAGUGAUGGAUUGCAUUUCACAGGCACAAUGUGACCGUGUAGCAGCUGAGUCAGCUCUGGAGCACCUGCACAGUAUUAUCAUUAUGUAUUUGGUCCAAGGGACCAAGGGAUAUGUUUGCUGGUCCCUGCAAUAUGCUGCAGGAAGUGGGAUUUUCCCCUUCUAAAAGCAAAACAUUAUUCAAAAAAUUUGCCACACACUAAAAAAACAACACCUUGUAAAGGUUUGCAUGGGGAUGAAUCAACCCCUAGUUGUAAGAAGAUGGAUUGGUCCCCUGUGGGAAGGGGAGGGGAGGGUGAAAUGUCUCUUUUACUGUUAUUAUUAUUCCUAAGUGUUUGCGUGUUGAUCAUCUGCAAUAUAAAGCUUUGUUAUGGCAGUUGAAACUUCACAGGAGAGUGCAGUAAAUCCUCAGUUACUAUGUGGCACUAGAAAUUGUACUGUAAAGGACUAUGAAUGACUUUCUCUGCUUUGUAAACUAUUCAGCUUAGUAGCCCAAGGGAAGGGAUGAAAAUAGAUCUAGCCAUUUCAGUUUGCUCUCAGCCCAGUUCUUCACUGGAGCUUGCCAUGUCAAUCUCUCCUUUUAGUAUUUUAAAAGGGCUUGCUUUCUACUUUCUGGAAUAUGGUAUAGCAUCACCUCCAUGAGCAAUGUCUUCCUGAACCUAUAGUAUCCAUGAGGACACUAUGUAAAGAUAUCACUAUAUGAAGUGUCUGUGUCUACUUUGUAUUACUUGUGGGUACCUUUAAAAAAUAAUCUGGAAGCUGUUUGCCUUCCAAAAUGUGUAUACAUGUCUAUUUGUGGCUGGUAACUCAGUCUCAAACCUGCAGAGUUUGCUGAAGAGGGUGUGUACUUAUGUUUUACUAAAAACCUCUCUGCAAGAUGUUAAUUCUUUGCUAUGUGACAUGUGUCACCUCUUGCUACUGUUUCAUGUUUAGGGAGAGACAGAAAAAAAAUCACCUGCAGUACAAAAAAAAAAAAAAUAAGCCAUUUGAAUGCUAGUUCUAAUAUUCAUAAGCUGCUUCUGUUUCCAAGGAAUGCAAUUUCACCUCUUUAUAUUUUCUGUACUUUGCCAUUGUUGUUUGCCAAAAAUGACCUCUGUGUUUUAGGAGUGGUCAAAGCUCUUGAUUGUUCAAGGAAAUUUCUGAAUGCAAUAUGUCUUAGAGAGAGAGAGAAACUUCCUAGACAGGCAAAACUUCCAAAAUUUGAAUCUAGAUUUAAACUUCAGGGGUAGCUAGAUCAAGGUUACUGGUUUGACCCAAAAUAUUCAAGGGCCAGACACAGCACAGAGAUCUAAAUAGUUCAGUAAGGUUUAGAAGCAGGGGAUGUUUUAAUGUUGGGUUAUGGCUCAGAUAUGUCACUAGUUGGGAAGCUUUUACUGACCUUGAUUUGCAUCUCGAUGACAUUGUGCAAUAUCCAUCCUCUUUUGAACAGUCCAUUGUGAAUGUUAUGCUUCCCAAGGCUCUUUUUAGAUUUCCUCCACUGCCCACACAAAACCUGGAUUGUUGCAGCACUGUGACCCUCGGUUAUCAAUUCUGGAGAUGUCAUCUGGGAAAUUCCUGCUCUUCUCUUGUACUGCCCAGAUGGGGAUGUCUGUCAUGCAUUGUGUUGAAGGAAAUAGCACUUUCCAGGAUCCAUCUCAUCUAACUUCAUAUAUUAGCAAUGUAGAUAGUUAUAUCUGAACUUCCUUUAUGGCCAUAAGAGAGUGACAGACACCUCUAAUCCAUUUUACAGCUAUAUAUUAGGAGUAAAUGAAUCACAUUUUUUAAAACACAGACUCCUGUCCAUUGAUGGUCAAGGAAACUCAGCAAUCAGUCCAAACAGACCCAUCAGCUCAUCCAGGCUUGGGAAGAUUAACCCCACCUAAAAUGAAGAAAUAUUAAGAGAAAGAGAAAAGAUUAUAGACAUGCCUCCCAAGCUUCAAUUUCAAAUUAAAUAAUUAAUUAAUCCCAGGAAUAACUCAGCCCAUAUUUUAUGUUUUGCUUUAUGAAGUUUUAUGCACGACAAAUUGUUUAAAAAACUGGAAUUCCCAUAGUAGAGAACAGUAAGCCAAGACAUCAAAAGAUGUCAAUAUUAAAGGUGGGCUCACACAAAUAAACUAGAAUUUAAUGAAGUGUCAGACUAACUCCUCUCAGUGUCAUGCAUGUGCAGUAGCACUUGUAUGACACCAAAUAUCUAGAUCACACGCUGGGACUAGAAGGUUUUUUUCUCUGUCAGUGCAGGAGUGAAGCAAAAAAUAAAUCCAUGGAUAAAUUUUGUUAUUUUUUUCAACCAAUUUCCACAUCCACCAAAAAAGACUGGUGCAGCCUUUACUUCUGCAGAUACAUCAGUCUCUGUGGAACAAAGAAAAUUGGAAUAAUUUUUUGGGAAGGAUAAUCCAUUUAUUUUAAUUCUUGCUACUUGUUUUUGCUUAUUUUUCUUUCAAUUCUUUUCAGUACAUUAUACCUUUUUCUACAGCACCUUUUCAGCUUAACUGGAGCUGCAUAAGCCCCUGUGAAGAAAGCACAUGGCUCAUGCCAAGCAAUUUGACACUCUGAUAACAUGCUGCAUACUGGAUCUUCAUUACACACCUUUUUCCCCAGUCACCAUAAAUCCCCUGCAAUAGUGUGCAUAUCCCUUUAAUGUCUGAUUUCAUAUGUGGUCUAGAUAAUCUUCUGAGAACUCUUUGUGCAUCUCCUACUUGGUUUGGUUUCAUUCCCUCAAAGUAUAUUGGUUUGAAUUCAUUGUUGAGAUAACUCUGUUGAAGUCAACAGAUCUAUUGCCAUGAUAUAUUUAACUUUGCAUGUCUUCUAUCUGGUAAGAAGUGAUACCAUGACAAAUGGGCCUCUUACAUUUUUGGCAUGCUUGUUGAAUAUAUCUGUCUAUACUCUAUAGCCAUAACUGCAUGCAGCACUCAGGGGGCUGCAGUGAAGGUCCUUUUCCUUACACUUUGCUCUUUUAACAGGUUAUUUUAACCUUAAUCUAAACUUCUGUCUGCUUGGUUGUUUUUUUUUUUCUUUUUUAAGUCUUCACCUCUGUAUUCCAAUACUUGAUGUAGGUUUAAAUUAGAUUUCAGGAAGAAAUUUAUUACUUUGAGGAUAGGGAGGCCCUGGAACACGUUGCCCAGAGAAGCUGUGGCAUCAUCUGCCUCAUCUGCCCCAUCCCUGGUUGUGUCCCAGGCCAAGCUGGACAGGGCUUGGACCAGUGCCAAGUGUGCUUCCCUUUGCAAGUGAUUGGAACUGGAUGGUCUUCAAGGUCCCUUCCAACCCAAAAUGUUUCAUAAAUGUACUGCCAAAAAAGCAAUGCACUUUUUAAAGUCAAGGUAGAUAUGGAUGUAUGGCACCUUGUGUGCACAAGUUAAAGAAAUCAUCUUCAGGGUUAUCAUUCUCAAUUUUUUACUUCAAACAACUCCUAUUUAGAACAUAUUGUGCCACGUGUUAAUGUCUAUCCAAGUUCCUUGAACAACUCUAGUUUUGAAAUUUUCUCCAAUGGGAAGGAAAGAACCAGGGGGGAAGGAAGAAUAUGCAGUUAAGUGGUUGUAUAAUCAGCGUUCUUCUUUUCCCCAAAGGCUUUCACUGCUCUACUCUUAAUUAAGUCACACUGAGUAGUAACUCUAGCGUAAUUAAGAUUUAUUUCAAUGUAGUUAUUCCAUAUUUCACUAUGACAAGAGCUUGGCUUAUUGUCUAAGCAAGUACCAUGCUAAGUCUCUGAUUAAUUUUUCAGUAAUUAUAAACUUUAAUAAGUUAUUUUUCAUUGCAACACUAGGUUUUUGAGUACUUCAAGCUCCCAUUUGAUCUCCUAGGAAACACUGUAAGGAAGCAAAGUGAGGCAGUCAGUGAGCAAUAGAUGUGUUGUGGUGUUGGGGAAAAGGGAUUCUUGGAAAAGAGGCAGCAUCUCCUCCAACAAGGCUUUGAACAAACAGUGAUGCUCAGGAUAUCUGAGAAAAGUAAGGUGAAGUGGAAACCAAAUGAAACAUUGUUUGUAGCGUAAGCAAAUUAUUAUAGAUAAAGCUUUGAUUCUUCUUUCAUAACUUCUUACACAGGCAAAAGGCAUUUGAACAAGAAAGGAAACUGGAUAUGGAAAGCACCUCAUCCAUCACCUAAAAUGAUUCUUUUCACCAGUCUUGCAUAAACAAUGUCACACACCAUGUUAGUACAGGUGGUUCCACCUCAGCAUGGGCCUCUCCAUGGUCUGUUUUCCAUGGACAGCAAGGGAGGGAUUCCACGUUUCUUCUCACAAAUCUUUGGGGAGAAGAUUCCUUACCCAACAGAGCUGUGCAUGGGUGAGAGAUGAAAUAUGCAAGUACAGGUAUUUCAUCUCCCAUUUGUUCUCUCUCUGCCCUCUCAUGAGCAGCAGCACCACAAAUCCCUGGUAUCAACCCCAUGCUGAGUGCAGGAAUUCAUAAUUUCCCCAGGAGUAACUUGGGAUUUGUGACCACAGCAGCUCACAGGCUGACACAAAAUCAUACACUUCUGACCAAGAAGACUUUAAGGACUUUUUUAGAGGUGUUCUUUGAGAGAUUCCCACUUCUCCCUACAGAGCCCCACACAACACCUCACCUGCCAAACACUGGAGAGGUGUAAAUUCUUCUGAAAUGGCAGUCAGGUAAAAGACUUUUCUGGAAACUUUUCUUUUUAAUCCUAGAAGUUUUCCCAAAUAUAUAUAUUUUUUUUUCCCCCUCAACCACUUCUCCAUCUCUUUCUACUUCCUUCAUGGUUUAAAAGCAAAAGGUCCACUGGGAAACCUGGAUGUUCAUCCUACCCACAGCUGUGCAAAACAUCAUUAACCACAGGUUUGAGGUGAGUUUUGGGUGUUCAGGUCAAACACAAAGAUCUGGCUUUCUUGGCCACACAGGCAGUCAAAACCCUGCUGAAGACAAGUAAAUGUGAAGCAGUUCAUCUUUCCUAGCUCUCUUUGUUUCCUCUCUGACAUACUAGUGUGUCCACAACACUAUUCUCAUUUUUUUUCCCGCUUCCUCAUUAAAACAGAGUUUCUUUUUCCUGCUCCCUGAGGCUAUCUUCUUUUUGCAGCUCAACUUAUUUUGUACUUUAUUCUUCUCUGUGUGCUCUCAACCUCUUCAAAAUUUCUCUAUUUAUUUUUGAAAAUUCUGAGAGUAUAACUCUGUUGAAAUAAAUGGAGGAUGUUUCUGUGCUUCAAAGUGCAGCCCGUGGUACAGACCUAACUAAUUUAUAACAAAGCCCAAAUAGCAAAAUACUUUCUUCAGACAGAAAAGUGUCUGUAAGAAAACUCGGAAAAAAAUUAAGCCUAAAUUUCCAUUUUUAUGAGGUUUUUAUCUCAUAAACUUCUACUUUUGACUCCUUUACUUUAGGCAUUUAUUUUUCAGCACACUUUUAUCACAGAAAUGCCUAGUUUUUCUCUGCUUCUCUAUCUCAGCAACAAAAAUAAAUGGAUAUUUCUUCAUGCUCACUAAAUAAAUUAUUGCCCCUGCUUGAAAAAAAAAUUUGUCAAAUUUCUGUCCAGAGCACAUUUUCCAGGCUUAAUUGUACAGACCUAUGGAAACAUGUAUUGCAGUGGAAAUAUGGAAACAGCCUGAACUACAGAAAAAUGAUUAGUACCUCAACAGCAUCCUGCUUAAUUCCAACCCCUCUGCACCAGCCUGCUGGAUACCCCAGGGUAUAUUAUAUAUAUAUAAUUCCUUACAGGGAUUGAUAAUCAUUUCCUUCACCAUGUGGGCAAUACCAGCACAUCAGGUUCUACCCUGCUUACAUAGCAAGAUAAUGAAGAGAUAAGCCCAGUUUUUGCUGCAGAAGGGAAACAUCCCAGGGUAAGGCAGUGUGGCAGCCCUCUACUCUGAGACUGCUUCUCAGUUUCCCAUCUGAGUGCUGGAUGUUGCACUGAGUUCCUUUGUAAAGGACAAGAAGCAUCUCUUCUCUUUCCAUAAGCUGUCUGAGAACAGGACAUGAAAUAUAUGAUAUUUAGUCAUGGAUAGACAUUUUUCACAUGGGAAUUUGAAUAGAGAUGUCAAUCAAAUAGAGCAAAAGUCUCCACGAAUAAAGAAAUCUGAGUCCACAACAUCUUGCAAUUCUGCCUUGAUACUUCUCUGAUCUUAUUUUCUUUCAUCAAUAAGAACUGAACUUUUUUUCACACUUAUCACACUGAAGAUAAUCCCUGACCUACAAAAACAUCCUGUCUGCCAGAAGCAGACAUUCUCUUGGAGGAAAUCCCAUUGGUUUCAGCUCCAUGUCAAGGGAGAUUUUGCAGGAUUUGGACAGCAGUGGUUAGUAGGUUCCUCCCCAGGCAUAAACCCUCAAUCCCAACAUGUAGACCCGAAUACUAAAUAUGUUGGAUUAGUGGGAUGUGUGAUUUUGCCUCUACAGAAAAAGAAGGGGUCAUUGCAAAAUUCAGUUCUGAAUUCAGCAUGAGGUGGAAAAGCAAAGAGCAGCCAAGGAGUCAGCCUUGCUAUUUUUGUACCUGUGUGAGAAUUUCAGAGAGGGCUCAUCCAGCUGUGAAAUCUCCAACAGGAGCAGUAUCAGGCCCUGAAUGAGAAUUUGUUCUCUACUCACUACCUCAGAGAGCCACACUGCUCCUGAACAGCACCAUGGAGCCUGGCCUAACUCCUAGGCAGGAUAAAGUACAGAAUUUAGGGUGCAUCUUCUUAACAGCAGGUGAUUCAAGGUUUUGUUAUGACACAGGUAUUGGAAUUUAAUCACAGGUAUUGAAAUUUAAAGGAAUUUAAUCUUCAAAGCUAUUAAAUAUCUAGAGAAGUCCCUGGCACAGCUUUGCUCCAGAAAACCAGCUCUCUCCCCAGGAGCCCCUGGCACAGUCUGGGUGCUGGCAUGGCCCAGGCACAAUUCCCACCAGACAAUUAAGUCACCCAAUUUUUAGACUACAGAACUGUUUUAUAGUAUGGACACUGACAGACCACAUCAUCUUCCUUCAGGGCUGCAGAGCAAUCCUGACAUUGCUUGAUUUAUUCUCAAAGUUAUAACUUUAGACAGCAAUGCAGCCUAUGUUCAUAGUGGUAUUUUACAUCUGAACAUCUUCAUCUGGCAAAGUACUCAAGUAAAUGAUUUAGUUUAAUCAAACUCUAAGGUCACAUGGCCUGGGACAUCUUUAAAUUUAAGCAUGUGUUUAAAUACUGAGCUAAAUAAGGAUGCACUUAGCUCUGUGCUUCAAGUUAAAUAGGGACUUUGCAGAAAUAGAGGCCUUAAAAGAAAAGGCCUUUUUUCCCAUAACAUACUAAAUUCUACAAUUAUAGUAGCAAUUUCACAAUAUGUAGAAAAACCGUGCCAAGCACAUAUAUUUUCCAGGGUUUCAAUUUCCAUGAUGUAAGACAUCUCAGGGACAUUUUAGUGAUUUGUUACAGUCAUAAAACACUCAGGCAAGAACAAAGCCUUGCUGAACACUUUUUCUGGGAAAAAAAAUAGCAAGAUAUUUGACUCAGAAUGAGAACACAGUAUCUUGUGAUGCUAAAGCUCAUUUCUAAAAGAAAAAGUUAGACUUUUCAUUUAAUGUAAUUCAUUAUUUCUUUCAAGUGGCACACUAGAGAAGUGCCGGAUAUGCCUCUAUUAUGAAUAAGACAGGAAUUGCUCAAUAAAGUUAAAUACAGCUUUGCCAAUAAAAAAGAUAAUACCCCCAUCCAAAUUAAUUAAUUAAUUAAUUAAUUAAUAAAAGCAGGCUUUGUACCUAGUGUAAAAUUUUUCAUGGCAUCAUCUGUUGAUUUUGAAUUAAAUUAAAUAUGAAUGAUGAUAUAAAUAGGACAGAAGUGGAUAAUCACAUGUCCUGGGGCUGCAUCUAGUAAGAAACACUUAUAUACACUGGGAAGAGAAAACAAGUCCACACUUGUGCAAAAACAAAUGUCAAUCCAUAAACAUUGUGAAUAAUCCCAUUGGCUUCAGAGGAGCCAUCAGGAUCCAUAUAAAGAUAUGCAAGUAAAUCUUUGCCAGUCUGAGGACUGAGGACAAACUGAUAUUCUAAUCUGAAAAGGAAGUAGAAUUUAUUUAGUCAGACAUUUCCUCAAAGCCUUUACAGAGGUUCAGUGUAACUAAUCUCUGUUUUUCCCCAAGACCAAUGCUUUUUGAAAAACUUUGCCUGAAAACAUAAACUCAGUAGAUACACAGGCUUUAUCAAUAAGCAUUUAAGAGCUUAUAUUUAAGAACAUAAGCAUUUAAUGAAAAACAUGAAGUAAUUCUUCCCCUGAGAUGUUUGUAGACAAUACUUUGUGAAAGCACGUGACCAGAUGGAAAGGAAUAUGCAAAAAUCAAAACUAAUAAAAUAUUAGAGGUGUCCCCUCCCAGACUACAGUCAAAGGAGAGAAACAUGCACUGCAAUUCUUUGAGCUCAGAUGGAUACUUUAGGAUGAGGGCCCUUGCACAAGCUUCAGCAGCUGCUAGAGCUGGGGAAUAGUCUGGGAUAACCAGUUCAUAAACUUGAGGGCACGUGCGUAAAACGGGGUCAGGCUUGUGCUUCUGAGGCCUCUCUGUUCAUUGUAACUGCAAUGAAAACGCUGAGAAGCAGCUUUGGGGUGAUGGGCAGUAACCAGUUUGACUGUUCUUUUUGUUUGGUGGGACAUUAGGGCUGUAUGAGGACAGCUCAGUGACUGGAGCAGCACAAACAAGGCAGCUGUGAGCAGCCAAGAGUCACUAAAACAGGGGCUGAAUUAAACAGCUUCUGUAAGGAAAAUACAGGUCAUUUUUUCCAUUAUUUAUUCCCAUUUGCCCCUUCUUUUAAUGCAAAUGCUUGUUUGUUUUUGUUUUUUUCUUAGCCCAUAAUGGUCAGAUUUUUUACCUCCCUUUAAGUCACAGAAUUUGCUUAACUUUUUUUUUUGUAUGAAUUUAGAUUAGAUGUUUAAUUAUUGGGAUUUCUCAGGUGUAGGCAACUUUACUAUGCCAUGGAUAAACAGCAUAAGUCAAUAUUGAUUUUCCUCCCUCAUAAAGCUCCAUUGUUGCUGAAAACUGUUAACAUUUUUCAAGACUCAACCAUGACCAUAUUUGUACAGCAGACUUUUACUGAGCUUGAAAUUCUAUACCAAAUCCUUGUCUCUUUUAAAGACAGAAAUAUUCAAUAAAAUAUGUUACUCAUAAAUAGUAGAAUUUCCCCUUUCUUAAAUAGAAAGAUAUUCAGCAUUAAUCCAUAUUACAGUACCGCUUUGUCAGGUGCCUGUUGCCUUACAUUUAGAUUUAGAGGAAAUGAACAGGGUUUUUUAGGAGCAAAUGUGGUGCUAAGACUUUGACCAGCGGCAGGAACUGGCACCUCCAUCCUCACAAGAGGUACAGGGCAUUUCAGGACUUGGGAAGAGUGGGUCAGAGCCAGGGAAUUGGCAACCCUGAGUUGGCAUAUGGUCCCUCACUGAUUAUCUGCAGAUAGGCAAUUUACAGGUGCCCUGAAGCUGUGUGAAAUGCAACCAAAUGUUUCAAUUUCCCAGACAGAGCUGGCUACAUAAUGGUCUCCACAGAACAUAAAGCAGUUCCACCAAACACUCCUGCCAGUGGAUCCUUUCUCACCAAGCUUCCUCUUGCUUUCUCAUUCAGCCUUCUCCCCCCUCCUCACAACCUCAGCACUUCUCAGCUCCCCACACGGGUAGAGUUGGAGUUUAAAGCCCCUCCAGUGCAAAGGCAUGGGGCAAUUCUUCCCAGGAUUUCUUGACUGGGUCUGGGAAGACCAAGGAGAUCUGCCCACGUUGCAGCCAGGGCUGUCCCAUGGCUCAGAGAUCUGCCCCUGCCUCUGUGCUACCUCUGCUCUUGCUCUUGGUAGUGCAGGUACCAGCAUGAGCAUCCCUCAGGAGUGUACAGUGAGCUUCUAAGGACACAUUAAAUCAUUCGUACAUUCACUCACAUUCCUCCAUCCAGUGCAAAUGGGAAUAUUUGGGCUUUGUCUUCAAGUCUCUCUCUGCAUCCUGAAGUCCAGGGCUGUGGCACCCCGUCUAGAGGGAACAUACUGCACUAAGAAUGUGUGUCUGGUUUCCUUUCAAAUGAAAACAGGCAGAAAACAUGACACAGUAAUUUUCAGCUGAAUGUGAGAAAGAACUUAUUAGCUGUAAGGGUGAUUGAGCACUGGAACAGAUUGCCACAAGAGAUUUUUCUCCUUCUCUGGAGAUACUGCAAAGUCAUGUGAACAUGGUCCUGAAUAAUACACUCUAAGGGACCCUGAUUGAGGGAGGCUGGACUAGAUGUCCUCCAGUUGUCCUGUCCAAACUGAACCAUUUUUGUUUCAUUUAACUAGGUGGGUAAAAAGAAGAAAAUCUCUAUUCUUCUUCUAAUGGAUUUAUUUCAAGGGGAAAAAGAAUUUUCCUCUAUUAUAUCAUAGCUACUAACAAAGCUUCAUUUGGGAGAAGGUGCUGACACCUGCCAAGGUGAAUGAAGCAGAGAGAUGCUGAUGCCUCAGGAGUGUUCAAGGCCAGGUUGGAUGGGGCUUAAAGCAACCUGGUCUAGUGAAAGGUGACCCUGCCCAUGACAGGGAGGGUAGAACUAAGUGGUUUUUAAGGUCUCUCACACCCAAACCAUUCCAUGAUUCUACAAUUCUAUUUCUCCUGGCCUGAGCUAGGUCCUGGUAUUUCUGCUUGUGUUGAUUCUAUGCUAGUCUCAUUUUCAUGAGGGAGGAAGCAGAUUUGACCCAAAGUUACAGAAGUACCCUAGAGAAUGAAAAGGGUUUUUCACUAUAUUCCAAGGAAUAGUUCAGAAACUCCCUAAAUUGUUAUGAAUAAGAAAAGAUAGCCUAGCACUGUGGCAUAAAUUUCUCCUAUUCAUUGCCAAGGACAUAGAAAACUUUGAUCAAGUUUCCUGUGCAUGUUGCAAAUAAAAUUAUUGGAGCCUCAUUUCAACCAGCAAGGCCCUAAAUCUGCUGAGCUCCUAGCAACAGGGCAAUCUAUGUCUGGUUAUAAGGGAGAGAUCCCAAAAGGUUCAGACUGCAUACAAGUUUGUUAGUAGCCAUCAUAUGAUGAUGAGGGUUUUGGUAAAUAUAUUUGCUAUUAAAAUCUGGGAGGAAAAAAAUUUAAUAUGAGUUUUGAAAACAAAUUUCACUGCCAGGGGCUGUCUAGGCAUGGUAAGUUUUUCUUACCCCACCAACCUGGGUUUGGUCUGGGAAACUACAACAGCAAAGUAAAAUUAAUGACAACAAAUCUGUCUUUCAGAGUCAGGUCAGACCUGCUGGCUGCAGCAUCUCUUGUUUGUAGCUGGCCACUACAAGCAGCAAUUACUGUUCUGGCAUAUAAAGUAACAGCUGAAAAUACUGGGGUUUUGCUACUUUAGCUUAUAUUGGUACUUAUGCUGCCCUCCAGUGAUAAAGACAGUUGUUCCAGCCUGUAUUCUAGACUUCUGUAGCAUUUUAUUUCUGGUCUGCUAAAUUUGUACUGAAAACUGCAGUUCUAAAUCCAGAAUUUUAGCCAGCUCUUGCCUAAAAGUAAUAACAAUAAUAUAUAGUUACAGUUAAUUUUAUUGGUAGUUUUUAAAACUAAAAGCAAAUGUAGACAAAUUGAUCUUUAAGUUUAUUACUUAAAUUAAUGUGAGAAAUAAGUAGCAUGCAUUUAAAUAUGAAAGAAACUACAUAACUACAUAAUUUUGGACCUACUAAAGUGUCCUAGUUAAUAAGAGUUUCAAUUAAGUAAUCUUUUUUUGAUACAGAGGGACAUUUUAAUUUUAGUUCUUAAAAAAAUUAAAUUCAGGUUCAUAGUUGUUAUUAUGCAGACAGCUCCCUUGUACUCUCAGUACUGGAUUUUGGUGGUGUUUUGAUGGAUGGAGCUUAGAUCUGUUCUGAGUUGCUGGUUCUCUCCCAUUCUCUCUGAAAUCCAUGAAUAGAGUGAAAGUCAGGUGGCACCUCCCUGGCAGCACACAGACAGACAAAGGAUUGGUAGCAUUGAAGUUUCUGUGAGCUCAUGGUGCAACAAAAGAAAUUCAUAUGUUCCUCAGCUCAAAGGAUUGGCACAGCUUCUCACAGCAAAUCGAGUGUUCCAGAGGUAUUAUUGGUGCUGUAAGAACCCAUCACCUGCCAAGAACUGACCUGGAUUUUGGCUGAUUGUGGUACCUGUAGAAAUAUGAGAGACUGGAAAAGUUUGAGCAUAUUUUACUCUGCCAUUUCAUUCAUGACCACUUCUGGAUUUCUAGCUGCAAUUUCCAUUUCUCUUGGGAAUGAUAGAGUUGUGCUGGCUGCUUUUUCCUCUGUUUCUCCUUUACUUAGUGCUUUUUCUAGCAUGUGUCUCAGAUAUAUGUCUGCAGCUCACACAGACAUUUCUGAGUUUUAGAGUAUGGGAUACAAACAAAAUAUUUAUGACAAGCUGAGUGAGUGCCUGAGUGAAUGGCUUGUGCAGAAAUCCCUGUUGCCCUCAUUAGCAGUGUUAUUCUUAAAACUACAUGAACUUUUGGUUCCCACACCCAUUGCAGCACCCUGGGUUUGUGCAGUGAUCAGCAGGACAGGUCAGAACAGAAUUCCUGUGAUCUGGACCUGAAGGAGUUGGCACAAUCUUCCUUUGACAAUUGACAGUUUAAACACUAUUGACAGUUUACAGAGUAUUUUUCAAUGAGAAGCAGACACAGAAUUUUUUAGGUGUAGGAUCAGUCCAGGCUGAGAAGUUUCUCAGCUACAAUGCAAAGAGCAGAGACACCCUGCAAGGUGGUGUGCCCACAAGAUUCCCCUAUAGAGAAAUUAAUUGUUUCUUGCUGUUUAUUAGUCUGCAGUAGUAAUUUUAUCAAUCCUUCUGGUCUAGACUUCUUCAAAAUAGUAUUGAACAAGAGCUUGAAGGGGUGUGUGUAGCAUCUAGACAGAAAGCUUGCUGAACACAUAAUACUCACUGAAAGAGUUAAUAACUAAAAGGGUUUGCAGAGUAUCCUCAGGGCUUGCUGGAUGUAGGUCUGGUUUUCAGCAGCCAGCUCAGGAAACAAUUUUAUGUAAACAGAUGAUGUGCCUGAAGGUACCACUGAAGAACAGGCCUGGGGAUGGAAAAAUACAAGACCUCAUACCACACCAGAAGUUUUUCAUCCUUUACACAAUUGGAGCUGCCCUCUUAAUUAUCUCAAUCUGGGCCAGGUUAAUUGGAGCCUUCCCUGACGUGAGUCAGUCUCACACAUUUUCUGCAUCUUUGCUAAUUAAGACAAUUUUCACCUUUUAUAGUUGCUUUAAUAUUCAGAUCAGCUUGCCAUAGGCUAAUUAUAAUUAUUGAGUGAUGGCUUUAAAAUUUCAUGUUUGUGAUGACAUUUUAUCACAUUAAAUUGGAAUCCCAUAAUCCUUCUUGUUCUGUGAUAGACAAGGAGGUCAUCUCUAUUCUGGAAGCUAUCCACUGUGUGAUUCUGUGCUGACAUUGGCCAUUUUCAUCCAGAACCACUGCACUCUCUUCUACUCUUCAGCUGAAGACAUUCAGCAUCCAGCUGAUUCCAAAGGAAUACGAAAAUACCGAGUUCAGGAUCCAGGGCACAAUCCUUUUGCUUUCAUCCUAUAGAUGCCCUUCUCUGUGUGAUUUAGGAGAAUUGGAUAUGCAAGAACUGAGGGGCAGAAAGGAAGAAGCCAAGGCAACAUUUUCCUCUCAUCAUUGCUCCUCCAUGUCCAAAUCCAUGGCAUUUUAAAAGCAUAAUCACUGAUGCAGAGUUGAAAUUCUUCCCCUGGGAUUUUCAAGGUUCCCUUGAGCUGGAGGAGCAGGAAGAGCUCAGUCUCAUCACGCAGUCAUUGCUGCUGGCAAUCAGUAUCUCAGCCUACAGCAGCUUUUCCCCACCACUUUGUGAAGGCUCCUGCAGAUGUUCUCAGGGGCUUUCCAGAGCUGACACAUCCCUGGAGUAGCUCUGAACAGUUCAAGGUCCCAAAACAUCCUCUUUCCUGCAUGGUCAUGGGUUUGCUACUUAUCCCUCUAGCUGCAAUCCCUUGGCUUUUGGUGCAAGUUUGAAAAUGCUGUAAAUAGUAAAAUCAGGACAUAAAGUAUAAGAAACUUCACCGAUUGAAGUAAGCAUGGUUUACAUGGAUUCAUCCUACAGCGUGCAAGGGAAUUUACUUACUGAAUUCCAAAUCUGUGCCAACCUACAGCCUUGCAGAGGGAUUUUCUACACUGAGUAGUGCUGUGGUGGUGAGGAGACAAAGCAGUUUGCAAGCACAGAUGCAGAGCUGUGUCAGCACAGCCCCGUGCUGGAGCUCACCCCUCCUGUGUUGAAACAAGGCUGUCCUGUGAGUAACACACACCAGCACAACCAUCAAAACCAAACCAGUACCUUUGCUCAGAUCCUCUACAGCUAACCCUGGUAUCCACAGCCUGGAACAGCUUUACAAGCACAGAUAUUCCCACUUUCACCCAUACCUUCCAAGCACAUGCUCCCAUCCCACUGGUGUCUGUAGGAGAGAAUAUGUGCUUACGAGCUUUGUCCAUUUUGUUCACACAUCAUUUGAAGACUUUAUUGAACUGUAAGUAGCUGGGUGUUUAAUUCCUUCUCAGGCAGGAAUAAAGACCAGUUGCAAAUGGGAUUUGCUUUGCUCUUGGUUGAGGAAAAGAAGCUACAAAGCUAAAAAUUAAAUUUGGUGGUGCAGAGAAGCUGCCAUAGCAUAACCACACUGUUACUUCUUCUUGGCUUCUUGUUAGAAGACAAAAUGUUUCUGUUUGUUAAAGUGCCAUCAUUUCAGCCCAUGUGAUGCCUGUUUUACCAGAAUUUCAAAUAGAUUGGAAAAUGUGUAUCUAUGGUGGUUUUUUUGCUGAAAAAGUAAUGUCAGAUAUAAUUAAUGAGUCGUGAUGACUGCAAAUUUGAAGUUAUGAUUUAUGGCUGAUCACAUGGAUAAGGCUGUCUUUUCUUCUAUCUUCAGAUAAGGUGAAUAUAUCUCAUAUCUCUCUGCUCUGUUGUGCUGUGCAGAUCACAGUCUCUUCUAAGUAGCUGACAAAAUAGAGUCCCUUGAGGGUGUGUGAACCAGCUCACAUUUUACCUGAUCUCUUUAGUUCUUGGUCAAAGCACCAGGAGAUUUUGGGAAGGUAAUGUAGUCAGCAGAGGUAAGCAGAAACAGUUUUGAAACACACCCCUGAAAAAUAGUGCUAAGCAUCUGGGUUUUAGGACUGCCCAACAAACUGUGCACCUCUUGCAAUCCAGAAUUCUAUUCUGGAAAACCUUUCCAGGCUCCAGUGCUUUCAGAAUAAUUUCAGAGUUAUACAGAAUUUUCUUUCAAAGAUGCUUGCAAAUAUUUCUUAACCAGUGGCUGGAAUUUUGCAGUCCUAACUAUUUUCUCAGAGUACAUCUUAAAAGAGAGCAUCUCUGAAGGAGAUAUUCCACAGCCCUUGGAAUAUGAGUAAAUCUGCAACAGCAGAAGGUAAAGGAAAGUUUACUCUCCUCCUACAUUUAUAAUAUCUAACACCAGUAAAAAAUAAAAAUGAAAAAAUAAGAAGUUAAUAAAAAUUGAGGUAGGAAUAGAUCUA